Molecule: messenger RNA, 5434 nt
Organism: Acanthopagrus latus (yellowfin seabream)
Lineage: Eukaryota; Metazoa; Chordata; Actinopteri; Spariformes; Sparidae
Product: L-fucose kinase
Exons: 22
Coding region: 852-4436 (1194 amino acids)
Biological process (GO): GDP-L-fucose salvage
Molecular function (GO): fucokinase activity; ATP binding
Source: RefSeq, a predicted model, not a curated record
ACCACUCUGAGUAAUUUAGGGAUAUUUAGGAGAUCUGGACCGCUAAAGAAACAUGUCUGUGCCAAGAAGUCAACAAAUUGUGCCUAUAGAUAUGUGUGUAUUUAUAUGUGUGUGUGUGUUUAUGACAUUACCCAGAUCUUCCCUGUUGUGCGGACCACCGAGCAUGCGCAGUAGAGAUUUCCGCCGACUGACCCGAUGACUUCCGGUUCUGCGCCCGGCUAACUUGAACAGGGAUCAAAUCAUUUGGUUUCGCGGCUCUUGCAGACUUUCCAAAUAUUAUUGGACCUCGUGGCUCAGACUGGCGGUGAGACCGGUCGUGUAUCCUCCGUGUUACAGACGUUUCUUUAACAAUGUCAGCUUAUGCGGGAAGUGUUUUGGGGCCGCAGUGCAUCACGGGACGAUGUAAUUACACUGUUUGUCAGAGAAUCUCAUCUGUUUGUUCAGUUAAAUCCAGGCGGUGAAUUAACAUUCACUGUCCUGCAGGCUCAGCUCACCGCCCCCCCGGGAGGUCCGAUGGAGAAAAUCAAACGCGACUGCGGAAUGUCUACGGAAGCUCGCGUGGUCACUUUUGAGCUGCAAGGAGCAAACAGCGAAGAAACAGGAAACAUCGUCUGAACUCUGCAGCCGUGUUCGAUCCAGGAGGUUCGGCCAGGUUCGACCAGUCCGUUAGUUCACCCAGCUCGGUUCGCUUCACCUGCUGCCUCCCCGCAGGUGAAGCGCGAGUUCUAACGAGUGUGACGCGUCCGUGCUGUAGUGUUACAGGUCACGGGGCGGGCUCGGUGUGUCUUUAAAGGAUCAGCGAUGAUCUGUUCACUAACAGAACCUGAGCUGUGACCCAGAGCCGUCAGAACAUGUCCGGUGGCCGCAGCGGGUUCAGGUGGACGGUGGUCGUCCUCACCUGCCAGCACAAAGACAGCGUGUUCACGUUCCAGAGAGAGCUGGAGUUGCGGCAGCAGCGUGGCGUUCUCUCUCAGGGUGCGUUGGUUCUGACAGUGCAGGACCGCCAGCAGCCGCUGGGCAGCGGGGGGGCGACGCUGAACGCUCUGCUGGUGGCUGCUGAACAUCUGAGCAACCGAGCUGGACACACGGUGGUGACAGCUGACGUCCUGGCGGACGCUCACAUCCUCAUCCUCCACACGGGUCGUGACUUCCCCUGGAGCUCCUGCAGCAGAGCCUUCUGCUGGCUGCCCACAGAGAAACCCCAGCAGAGAGUCCAGGCUCCGGUCUGCUGUCUGGACCUGAUGCUGGACCAGCUCACUACCCAGGUUUGUCCUGGUUCUCCUCCUGGUGUUUGGGUCUGCAGCACCGACAUGAUCCUCACCAUCCCUGCUGACUUCGCUCUGUCCUGGGAGGGUUUCUCAGGUGUUCGGGCUGUGGCGUUACCAGGUGACUUCUCCUAUGCAGCCAAUCACGGAGUCUUCCUGUCUGACCAGCAGGGUCAGGUCAGAGACAUCAUUUACAAGGGGACGAAGGAUCAGAUUCAACGAGCAGUGAUGCCUGAUGGGAAAGUGCCGCUGGUGUCUGGUCCAGUGUUCUUCAGCACGUCAGUUUCAGAGAAGUUGCUGCAGACUCACGUCACUCCUCCUCUGGACGGCUGCACCUACCUGGGCCUGGACUCUGGAGCUCCGCCCCUCCAGAUCUCUUUGUUCCUGGACGUGCUGAAAUGUCUCUGCUCAGAUCUGACUCAGGAUCAGUUUGUUAGGGAGGAGCGAGCAGGCUGCAGUUCUGCUAGCGGCCCACAGGGGGCGUCAGUGAGGAGCGGCAGGAUGGAGCUGUGGAAGAUCCUGAGAGGAACUGCACUCACACUGGCGUACGUCCCCGGCGGUCGCUACGACUACUUGACUCUGUCUGGAAAGCAACAUGUGGAUCGGCUGAGCUGUGAUUGGCCGGACAGAAACACUCUGUCUCACAUCCAGAGAGAGAGCGAGGUGACUGGACGAGCUCGAGUCAUCAACAGUGUUCUGGAGGGAGACGUUUCCGUGGCGAGCGGGGCGGUCGUGCAACACUGCCACCUACAGGGUCCUCUCAAAGUCCCAACAGGAUGUUUACUGUCGGGUCUUGAGUUGAUGACAUCACAGUGCAUCAGGCAGCUGGAGUUGGCCAAUGACAUCAUCAUCCAGGGACACCGCAUCGAGCUUCGGGAGCUGAAGCUGAACGUCUACACGGUGACCGGAGCGCUGGACGACCUGGAGGUCUCCUCCGAUGAUACCAGCGCCUCCUUCCUCAACCAGAGUUGGAGUCUCUUCUGCAGCAGAACAGGAAUCCAGCCGGAGGACUUGUGGGUCCCAGGAGAACAGCGCUCCCUCCUGGAGGCCCGACUCUUCCCCGUGCUUGACCCCAGAGAAGGAGCUGUGGGCCUGGAGGGAGGUGUCGGCUGGCUGCUGGGGGGAGGCGGCUGCCUGCAGAGAUGGAGGAAGGUGUGGAGGCUUUCUCUGAAGGAGGUGAUGUCACUCACCCACCAGGAGGCGGAGCUACAGUGGAGGGAGGAGUUACUGUUCCUGGCAGGGAGGAGGGGAGUGAUUGAUGCCCUGAGGAGUCGCUCGGACGUCUGCCUGCUGCCUUGCUUCAGGGCAGCGGUGCUCGGAGGCCAGCAGGGGGCGCUGCUGGAGACACUGGACAGCAUCGCAGCAGGAAGUCCGGAGCAGGGGGCGGAGCCAAGUGCAGCGAUGGGCCUGGCCGCUCGCUGUCUGUCCUGUAUCGCUGACGUGUUGGUUUGCAUGGCGGGGGGGAGGGGAGGGCUGAGAAGCGGACCGGCCGCCAACGAGGCCUGGAGCUCCGCCUACUCCUUAUUGGGGGAGGGCGACCUGAGGGGCGGAGUCCAAGCCCUGGCUUUGCAGAGAGCCCAUUGGCUGAGCAGGCCCGACCUGCUGGUCCGGGCGGCUCGGCACUAUGAGGGCGCCGGCCAGGUGCUCCUACGACGGGUUAUGAUGUCAUCACAGAGGUUCAUCUCCAUUGGCCAGGGUGAGGUCCCGCCUCUUGAGGAGUGGCAGGAAGUGGAGUGUCCGGCCAGAAUCGACCUGGCAGGCGGGUGGAGCGACACUCCGCCCAUCGCCUUCGAGCACGGCGGCUCUGUGACCAACAUCGCUGUGAAGAUCGACGGGAAGCGUCCUAUUGGUGCCCGCGCCCGCCGCAUCAGAGAGCCCCGCCUCCUGCUGGUCUCCUACAUCGGGGGGCAGGACAGUGGCGUUUCCAUGGAGAUGGUGUGUGACACUCUGGACGACCUGAAGGACUACAGCCAGCCUCACGCACCUGGAGCCCUGCUGAAGGCGGUGUGUGUGUGCAGCGGUCUGGUGUCUCUGUCCUCCCAGAAUCCUUUGCAGCAGCAGCUGAUGCAGCGGUGGGGGGGGGGGAUCGAGCUCCAGAGCUGGUCGGCGCUGCCAACCGGAUCUGGACUGGGUACCAGCAGUAUCCUGGCGGGGGCGCUGCUGGCUGCAGUCUACAGGUGCACCGGUCAGACCUACGACACAGACGCCCUGAUCCACGCCGUCCUGUACCUGGAGCAGAUGCUCACCACAGGUGCUGUUGUCUCCUUUAGUUCUUCUACACAUGGAACUCUGUAUUUCUCAUCGUUUUAUUAUUUCUGCACUAUUCUCUCCAUUCAAACACCAAAAUAUUAUAUAAUAGAUAGUCUUGAUUUUUCACAGCAGCGAUGUGUAUUUGGCUUCAGCUUCUCAGCAGGAAGCGUUCAGAGCCGCCACUUCUUCAGAACUUCUCUGGUGUUUAAAGUUGUUGUCAUGUUUUAUCUGGAUGCUCUUAUUUUCUUAAUGUUUUCCUUCCUGUUUGGCGUCAAAGAUCAGAGAAGAAGACAGCGCAGCUUGCUGCCGCUCUCUGAUUGGACUGUUGUUUUUCCAGGUGGAGGCUGGCAGGAUCAGGUGGGCGGUCUGAUGGGUGGAGUCAACGUGGGUCGAUCCAGAGCGUCUCUGCCGCUGCGGGUGGAGGUGGAGCCGCUCAGUCCUCCCAAAGACUUCCUGGUUUCUCUCGAGCAGCACCUCCUGCUGGUGUACACCGGAAAGACCCGCCUGGCUCGGAACCUGCUGCAGGAUGUGCUCCGUAGCUGGUACAGCCGUCUGCCGUCGAUUGUCCAGAACGUCCAUCAGCUGGUGGCGAACUCUGAGGAGUGUGCCAGCGCCUGUUCAGACGGCUCUCUGUCCAGACUGGGUCUGUGUCUGGACCGGUGCUGGCUGCAGAAGAAGCUGAUGGUUCCUGGAUGUGAGCCGGCCUCAGUGAGGGCCAUGAUGGAGGCCCUGGUGCCGCUGGUCCUGGGUCAGAGCAUGGCUGGAGCUGGAGGUGGGGGCUUCCUUUACCUGCUGACCCGGGAGCCUCAGCAGCAGCAGGCAGUGCUGCACGUCCUCAACAACACGCCGGGUCUGGGAGACUUCAGCGUUCACUCGGUGGAGCUGGACAUGGACGGGAUCACAGUCCUGCCUCCGUCCUGAGGACACGUGACCGGACGGGUUCAAACGUUUUAAUUCAGGGAACCUAAAACAGAAGUAAGAGACGUGAUGACGACUCAUCUGAUGAUCAUGAAGUGUAAAUCUGAUGUCGGGCAUCUACUAAGCGAGCUUUCAGAACAUUUUACAGGGAGUCAGGUGAUUUGAUGUCAGGAUGUACAAGGUAUUAAUCCGUGGUCAGUGCAGUUUGGAUCAUUGUGUAAAACAAAAACACAGAGUGCAUAAAGUGGCUCAGAAUGUAAAAGUGCUGGAGUGAUUGAUGAGGACUCAACUGUGAUUGGCAGGUUCACAUAGUUUCAAAUCUGCCUGAAAGAUCCAGUGUGACAUCAUAUUAAAGUCAGUGCUGGUAAAUUGUUCCUUUUUUGUUAAUGUGUAGAAAAUGUGUUAACCUCCCGACAGCAAGCAACAAAUCAUCUGUCUGACAAACAGAAGAAAACCUCCAGGCGGCUGAUAAUCUCAUCCGAGCGAGCAGCCACCAGCAAAGUUUGUUGGCUGUCAUUCAGCCGCUAACCCAGAAGCAGGAAGCACGCAGACCCUCAACCAAUCACACAUGUUCCUGUAGCGGCUAAUGUUAGCUCAAAGCACACACCUGGAACAGGUGUCACACCUGGGAUAAUGCAGGCUGUAGUGCACGUUCAUGUGUUUUUUUUUCCACCUAAAUGCUUUAAAAGUUGAAUUAUUUUGUGAGGGAAUAAUCAGCUGAAACAAUGACUGUUGUUUCCAUCAGAUGAUUAUUAUUGACUGAAUUCAGGGUCGGCUAACUUCCGGUUUAGCACCCGGCUAACUUGAAUGGAGAUAAAAUAAUUGAAUCAUGUGGCUCUUCUAGACUUUCUAAAUGUUUUAUCGAUAAGUCUUACCACCGUGUUUCUACAGGAGCCCAGAACAGACAAACCACACCGACUCUACAGAUUGUAAAAUUCUGCCCAGUGUUUGAUCAACAGUAUUCAACUGUAUUCACUUAAUAAACUGACAAAUACUACAAA